Molecule: messenger RNA, 339 nt
Organism: Caenorhabditis briggsae
Lineage: Eukaryota; Metazoa; Nematoda; Chromadorea; Rhabditida; Rhabditidae
Exons: 4
Coding region: 1-339 (112 amino acids)
Source: RefSeq, a predicted model, not a curated record
AUGGAAUUCCGCCGAAAAUGCUCAAAAUCCGCAAUGCGACACAAAUCCCAAAAACGAAAAACUCUGGCGAACCAAGACGUUGAAAAAGUUAAUGAGAUUUUCAAGUUCCCCAGAGUCUCUGAAACUGCUCUAAUGGAUGGGAUUCUCAAAGUUUCGUGCAUUGUAUCGUUCAAAAAUGGGAAUCAGAGAUGUUUCGAGGGAUCAAUUUCUGUCAAAGAGUUGUGCGGACUGAGAAAUGGAACAAAAGUUUUCAAGUUCAUCGAGUUGGCCAAUAUCAGAUUAUACAGCAUUGACGAGGAAGACGAGAUUCCAGACUACGAUUGGAUCAUUUCAAUUUAG